Antechinus flavipes (yellow-footed antechinus) is the source of this 3729-nucleotide messenger RNA. RefSeq names its product phosphatidylinositol specific phospholipase C X domain containing 2 (gene PLCXD2). Gene Ontology annotation, biological process: lipid metabolic process. The transcript is spliced from 4 exons. NCBI's taxonomy places the organism in Eukaryota, Metazoa, Chordata, Mammalia, Dasyuromorphia, Dasyuridae. The coding region runs from base 832 to 1866 and encodes 344 amino acids. Gene Ontology annotation, molecular function: phosphoric diester hydrolase activity. The record is from RefSeq and is a predicted model, not a curated record.
UUACAGCACGUAAACGCAAGAGGAAGAAGAUUUGGGUAUGAAAUAGAAAGUAAACAAUUUCUUAGUUUGUUCUUUUUUUUUUUUGCAGCAACUGUAACCCAACCGGUCCGCAGAGAAGAGAAAGAAAGGGGCAGCGAGGGAGGAGCCAAGUAAUCGAAGUGAGAGACAGCCCGAGAGAAAGCCAGCCAAUCAUAACUCCCUUUAGCAUGGACCAAUAGCAACCUUACUUGCCUGGCAAAUCUGCCUUGCAGUGAGGCAGACAGAAAAUGGGGCUGGGCAUAGUAGGGGAGGGGCUGCUGGGGAAUUGGUUUGCUGUCUAUGACACUCCUGGAUGCCUUUCAGGAAGCUGCAGCACGGGGGAAUUCUUCACUGAGAAGCUGUGGGAAUGAUUUGCGGGUAGGGAGAGCAGAUGUAGCGACUGUCUAGUGGCACAUUCACAAGUAUUCAGCAGGCGGCGGAUGGUGCCCGCACUCCGGGUUAUGCAGAUUAUGCAUAGACUGCCUUUGCACCUGUCCUGUGAGCGCCUCUGGGUGAAGGUGCUCCUUGGGCAUUUAUUUGCUCAGGCCUACCUUCCCCUGCUUGUGAGGGCAUGUAAGAAGUUUAAUCGAGCCGGAGCUGAGGAGAUUAAGUGUCUGGAGCAUCUGGGCUAGAAUAGAAAGGGCAGGGGAUUUCGGGGCCAGAAUACUGGUAGCCACAGAUUCCCACCGCAGUAGUUCUAGCCGGAAGAUUUUUGGAAGGCUGGGAUGACAAAGAAGAGUGACCCUGAAAUAACUACAGAGCUUGGGGCGAUGCUCACUGAUUGACUGGGGAGUGAGGACAGAUGGUUUGCUGAUGACAGGAAUGCUAGCACUUAGGAAAGCAAGGAAGAAACUCAGGAUGGGGACCAUAUGCUCCCCCAACUCAGGAGGGACAAAGACCGAAGAAGUCUGCAAUGCCGACUGGAUGGGCUCGCUCCCCCCUCGCCUCAGCACAUUCCCCCUUUCCAAUCUGGCUAUCCCAGGGUCACAUGAUUCUUUCAGCUACUGGGUAGAUGAAAAGUCUCCCGUGGGACCAGACCAAACUCCAGCUAUCAAAAGACUUGCCAGGAUCUCCUUUGUAAAAAAGCUGAUGAAGAAAUGGUCUGUGACACAGAACCUGACGUUCAGGGAGCAGCUAGAGGCAGGGAUUCGCUACUUUGACCUGCGUGUGUCAUCCAAGCCGGGAGAUGCUGACCGGGAGAUUUACUUCAUUCACGGUCUUUUUGGCAUCAAAGUCUGGGAUGGGCUGAUGGAAAUCGACUCCUUCCUCACACAGCAUCCCAAAGAGGUUGUCUUCCUGGACUUCAACCACUUCUAUGCCAUGGAUGACGCUCACCAUGAAUACCUGAUUCAACGGAUCCAAGAGGCAUUUGGAACCAAGCUCUUCCCAUCUGAGAGAGUGGAGAAUGUGACCCUGAGUACACUGUGGGAGAAAAAAUGCCAGGUUCUUAUUUUCUACCAUUCUCCCCUGUCCAUGCAAUACCCUUUCUUGUGGCCAGGGCACAGGAUUCCAGCACCAUGGGCCAACACAACAUGCGUGAGGAAACUCAUACUCUUCUUAGAAACAACUCUUGGUGAAAGAGCUCCCCAUGGAUUUUUCCAUGUCUCCCAAGCUAUUCUCACACCCAGAGUGAAGACCAUUGCUCGAGGCCUGGUUGGUGGUCUCAAGAACACCCUGGUGCACAGGAACCUUCCUGUGAUUUUGAACUGGGUGAAGACACAGAAACCUGGAGUCCUGGGUGUCAACAUCAUCACAUCUGACUUUGUUGACUUGGUGGACUUUGCUACAACUGUCAUUGAGUUGAAUAACCUCCUUCUACAAGGGGACAGAGCUCUGGCUAAAUGCUGAUUUUCUUUUUAUUUAACUUCAUAUUGAAUUUAUUGAUUCAGGGCAGGGUUUUGACAGGUGUCCCUACCAAUGGGUAGUACUCCCUGGACAGAUUUUGGAAGUGAAGAAGAGGAGGUCCUUUUUUUUUAUUCAAAGGUCCUCUUGCAUAAUGUUGACAAUACUUUCGAUUUCAAUUUUCCAGAUGAAGCUUUUGACAUACUGGAAAGUCCAAGGGAAAAAAAAUCCCACUUUAAAUAAUCAAUGUCAUAGUUUCUUUUCACUGGAUCAUAGGAUGUAUUCAUUGGUCAGGAAUGUGAAGAUUAGGCCUCAUCAGGAUAUUUUGUGUCCAUUAUCUGGCUUCUUUCUCUUAUGUCUUUCAAGAUAUUGUGUUUGAGCCUGAAGCUCAAGUGAGCAUCCCUGAUCAGAGAAACAUUCUAUUCCAAGUGUUUUCUGUCCUGUGGUAGAUAGAGCACCUACCUAGGAUUCUGAUGGGGUCCCCCCAGUCAGAAAAAGAGCUGGUAUUAGGAAGGGAGCUGGGUAUUAAAUAACCCUCUUCUAAGAGCCAGAUGGUAGGACUUAGCAUGGUGUGGUUAGUAAGAGGGCUGACUAUUUUAUUGCUUGCUCUGGUCACAUGCUGAUUUCCUCAGAGGCCCAGGGCCCAGGAAUUUGGAUAUCAGGUGUAUUUUAUAGUCCCAAAAUAUUACUUCCUUUCCAUUUGUUUUAAUUGCACAUAAGAAAAAGAAAGAGAGAAGAUAAUUUUAAACUUAGGAUUGAAAAUGGUUACAUUUGCAUGCUUUCUCACCUCUCUUUUUGUUUUGUUUUGGAAUUAUUUCCCAAUGGACUUCCAGUUGAACUCUAAAUCAUUUUAGCAGAGGCCUCUUUGGAGCAGUGUCUUCAAGCCAGCUACCAAGAUUACAGUCAGCUCAGGAGUACAUCUGGGAUCGGUGUCUGAAUUUUGUGACAUCAUGACAAGAAUAUGUAUCAAGUGAUGAUGCCAUAAUAAACUGAAGCAAAAUCACAAUUGAAAAGUGCAGUGGCAUUACAUGGGCAUGUUCCAGUUGGGUUUGGAGCCAUUCCGUGAUUCUUUGGAAACAAGACUACCUCGGGGACAUUUAGGAUGGUUUGUGUGUCAUCCAAAACCAAAAUAUAACAGAACCCAAUGUACCAAUAUUCCAUGUUAAUUUUUCAAAUUGAUCAGCUUCCUGCAAGAUAUUUGGAGUUAGACUAACUAUCAAUGGAUGAAGGGCUUUGGAACUCAAAAGAAAACUUUUAUUGAUUGACAAGAGGUGCUUACUCUGUUAAGAGAGCUCUUUUCUCAUGUUAUUUAGGUAUUUAUUUACUUAUUUAUUUAUUUAUACAUAUUAUAUUGACAGUGCUUCCUAGGUCAGAAGCAUUCAUGAUGGAUCUUCCAGAAUUCCUUCCUGCCUGGGACAGACAAGUUUAAUAUUUUCCCUUCAAUGACAAGACCACCUUUCUCAAUCCAGCUAUGUGUGAUUCUCAGUCUACUGUUGACCUUCACUCGAAGCUGCCCUUUUUCUUAUGCCAUCUAAGAACUUUGUGAAUUUGGUAGACUUUCUAGAAUCAUUCUUGCUGCACCAAUGCAACAGCUGAGGAGGAAAUGGAUGAGAACCACCACUUCCCAUCUCAUCUUUGGAGGAAGCCUUUCACUGUAAAAUGAAUGCUAGGAGGAAAAAACAGGGAAAGUUAGUAUGCAUUUCUACUCAUCUGGAACUGGUUGCUGAGUACCUUGGAACAGCAUGGAAUACUCUAGAAAUGACAGCCUCUUCAUCUUGAAAGAGAAGGGAAAAACCCAGAUGCCAAAUGUAUCUGUGUUUUGGUGGUAAGGGAAGGGAACACACACAUACACACACAUACACACACACA